Scylla paramamosain (green mud crab) is the source of this 2994-nucleotide messenger RNA. Its product is annotated as nucleolar protein 14-like. Gene Ontology annotation, biological process: maturation of SSU-rRNA. Gene Ontology annotation, cellular component: small-subunit processome; Noc4p-Nop14p complex; nucleolus. The record is from RefSeq and is a predicted model, not a curated record. Lineage: Eukaryota; Metazoa; Arthropoda; Malacostraca; Decapoda; Portunidae.
CAGCCGAAAAGCGAUGCAGUAAUCGCGGCUGGCCUCACAAUCUGACUUCAUGGUGUAUGAUUUCGUCAGCCACUAAGCCAGUCGUGUCCAUGGGUCUCCAGAGCAGCGGUGUGUUACCGUGCAGCAGGUAUUACGGAUUAUUGACAUAUUUCCCUACUGAGGUGUUGGAAAUGGGAAAGAAGGGAAAGUUCAGGCCUAGAGCUGGAACAAAUCAGCACCAAGCUGGUCAAGCCAAAGGAAAGAAGCAUAAUCCCUUUGAAAUUCAUAUCAAUCGAAUGAAGCAUGAUGUUGUGGGGCGAAAGAGCAAGACAGACAGAGGCUUGCCAGGGGUGUCCAGAGCUAAAGCAGUAAAGAAGAGAGAAAAAACUUUAUUACAAGAAUACAAAGUUCGUCACAAGACCAAUAUUUUCUUGGAUAGACGGAUUGGUGAAAACAAUUCUCAUAUGGAUCCAGAGAAGAAAAUGGCUCUUCGUCUUGCUGCAGAAAAAAGACGACAGUUUGGGAAGAAGUCACUUUUCAACUUGAAUGAGGAUGAAGAAUUGACUCAUGCAGGCCAUGCUCUUGAUGACUCCAACUUGAAUGACAAGCUCAGCCUCAGUGAUGAUGAAGAUGAUGACAUGCUGGAUGCCAAGUUUGUGAAGGAGCAACAUUUUGGUGGUGGAGGACUACUCACCAAGCUGGAUGGUGCUGAUGAAACUGACAAAGAGAAACCCAAAAGUAGAAAGGAAUGGAUUGAUGAAAUUAUUGCUGAGUCAAAGAAAAAGAAGGCAGAAUCCAGGAAAGAAAAAGAGGAGCAGUAUGAGGCUGUCAGCAAACUUAACUCAGAACUUCAGUCAUUUAUGAAGUUGAUGGCAAAUCAGGCAAUGACCAAAGAUGAUAAGGACAAUGCAAGGAAAAACUGUGAAUUCAGAGACUAUGACACCUUGUUCCAAGAACUUACCUUUGACCGUACUGGUAAAGCGAAAGCUGUAGAGAAGCUCAAGACACCAGAAGAAUUAAUAAGUGAGAAACGGGAACAUCUGCUGAACCUGGAGGCAGACCGAGUGAGACGAAUGAAAGGAGAGAAGCCAAGUUCAGGAGCCAAGCCAAAGAGUGCUGAUGACCUUGAUGAUGGAUUCACAUUAACUCAAGACCAGAGGUUUCAUGUCAGUUAUAAAGAUGGUGAAAUAUUGGCACACACUGACUUGAAGAAGAGCAGUGCUGAGGAAGGGGAAGAUGAGGAACAGGGAAGUAAUGACAUUGAGGAUGAAGAAAAGGAUGAGGAAGAAGAAAGAGAAGAGGAGGAGGAGGAGGAGGAGGAGGAGGAGGAGGAGGGAGGAAAAGGAGAGGAAGAAAAGGAAGAAGAUGCAAAUGUUGAAGAAAAAGAUUCAGAUGAAGAAAGUGACAAAUAUUCAGAUAUUCUUGAGGAAAGUGAGAGUGAGGAUGAUGAGAAAGAAAUUGAUGAGAAGACAGACAAGAAUGUCACACAAAGCAAGAAAAUAAAGGAUGCCCCAAGAAAAGAAAUGAUGGAAGCAGCAAAGAAGGAAAUUCCAUAUACAUUUGAAGUCCCCCAAGACUAUGAGGCAUUUUGGGCUUUGCUGGAGAACCAUUCACCUAAAGAAGUUGGUCUUAUCCUAGAUAGAAUGAUAACUUGCAAUCACCCAAGUCUUGGAGGCAAAAACAAGGAAAAGUGUGAUGAUGUCUUUGCCUAUAUACUGCAGACUCUGCACAUUCUGACAGAAGAGGAUGGAGACUCCCCGCUUGUGGAUGUGUCCCCAUUUGUGUAUGUGGACCAGUUGGUGUCACCACUUUACACAAUUACCCAGGUGUCACCUGUAAAUUCAGCAAAAGCACUCUUGCAGGUUAUUGAAGAAAAGUAUGAAGAUUGCUCCAAAACAAAAUUUAAGAAAUAUCCCUUGGCUAGCACGUUUGUUUUCUUGAAAAUAGCUGGCCUGCUUUUUCCAGCAUCAGAUUAUAUCCAUCCUGUUAUGACACCAGUGUUGGUGUUCCUGUGUCAGCUAGCGGGUCAGGCAAAGAUUUCUUCAUGUAGAGAUAUCACAGCAGCGUUGUUUACAGCUCAUCUCUUGUAUGAGUAUCUGAGUCUUUCCAAACGAUUUGUACCUGAACUGACAAACACAAUGAAUGGACUCUUGUUCAUGGCUGUUAGAGGCCAAGACAAGACUCAGCUCCCUCUCACUCCCCCAUUCAAGUGUGUGGGACCCACUGCCUCCUUGCUUGUGCUGGAAACACCAGUGACACAAUUUUCAGAAACCAAGUUGAUAUUUGAAGAUCUUAACAACAAAGAAAAACAGAUUGAUGAUGACUUCAAAAUCAAUGUAUUUUGUAAAGCUGUCAAAUUACUGAAACUUUUGAGCAACUGUUGGAUAGAACUGCCAUCCAUUCGUGCUAUCAUGACACCUACAAAGACACUUUUGCAGGCAAUGACCUUAGAAAAUUAUACUGAUAAUGUAAAGAAACUUGUAGAAGAAUUCCUUUCAGUAUUUGAAUCCUUACCAAGUGAAGGUAAUGCACUUGUGAGAGAAGAAAGGAAACCCACAGCAAUUCAGAUGUUUGAACCAGCUAUUGAAAAAAUAAUUGAUGGGGUUAAGAAACGUCAUGGAACAAAAGAAUACCUUGAGAAACAAAAACUUAUCCAUAAGCUGAAGCGCGAGAAAAAGGGAGCACGAAGAGAAGUACAGAGGGACACAGCUUUCUUAGCACGCCAGCAGCUGCAAGAAACGCUACGGAGUGAUGCUGAUCGUAAGAGGAAGGUUGGGCAGAUCAUGAGUGGCCUACAGAUGCAAGAAGGAGAGUUCAAGAAAAUGAAGAAGAAAAAAUGAUGUGCUAUAGUUGUCAGCAUCUCAUUCUCUGAAAAAAAUAACUGAGCAACCAUGAAGCAUUUCAUUGUCACAUCCGACAUGACAGUCAUGGAUUCUGUGAGUUUUCAACCAGAGAAAUUGAGUAGUACGUAUUGUACUAACAACUGGAUGCAAUAAAAUAUACUUUCUUUAAAAA